Molecule: messenger RNA, 2996 nt
Organism: Porites lobata
Lineage: Eukaryota; Metazoa; Cnidaria; Anthozoa; Scleractinia; Poritidae
Source: the annotation of a GenBank genome assembly
UGUGUUAACAUCCGGAAAGAAAGCGCAUUAUCAUGCUCUUCCUGCUGAUUGCUGCUGCCCUCAUCUGCAGUACAGCUGCAGCGAAUUCGCCAUGCGGUAGCCUCUACGUCUCGUAUGAUUUGUCACCAAAUUUUAACGAAACGAUCGCCCACAGCAUUCACUCCAUGACUGUACAGGGACUUCGUUUGUUUAACCCACGAGCGACCGAAGACAAUCGCGUACCGACCGUAAACCAUGAUAUCCAUGACGAGGUAACUUCUUGUAGUUAUGCUCUUUUAUUAUCAUUUUCGUAAAUUCUCUUGCAAUAAAGUUACACAGACACAACAUCCCCUGGGUGGGGGGGCCGGGGGGGGAGGGGCAUUUACUUAUUUGGCCUAAACGGUUAUGUGCUGCUGAAUAGGAUAUGUUUUUCACGACCUUGACGCAAAACAAAACGAACCAGGGUCAUAAAAUGAGAUCUCUUGUCUUAAACAAAGCAGCGAAAUAAGCAGUUUUUGCCUUCAACAGGCGCAGGGUUUGAAGGCCUCCGUAGCACACCUCUACCCAAACUUCCCUUGAGUGCCCCCCCCCCCCCACCGAUUAAAUCCGCAACAGAAAUGCUAGACGGGGGAGGAAGGCUAGAAAAUCGAGUUCAAACCUUAGACUGUUAUCGAUGUUCAUUUUAUUGCACUGAACAUCGCUCAACUCCUCUUCUUGCCUCAGCAGCCAUAAGGAUCUCGAGGAUCGAAACUGCCAUCGAAACAAAUUUCCAACUUAAAUUUCUCACCCCUACAUCGCAAUCCCUUUGAAGAAGACAUGUUUUGAUACUUUCUCUUGAGAAUAUUCCUUCUUCGUUCUGUUCAAAGGUGAAAGGUCAGAAAUGGUUGGGCAAUAAGUACGUGGUGAUAAAACCUGUCUCUAGUAAUACAAACAGAAUUUCUACUCUGAAAACCGAAAGAAAAAGAUCAUUUUAUGUCUGAAGAACGUAAGUGUUUUCGAUUUUUGGAGACGAGUAAAAGUAAAUUUUGGCGGAUUCAACUAAAACCUUUAAAACACGUUUGCGAAAACCGUGAAAACAGUUAAGUUUUCCACCUUUGUUCUAUCUAGCUUUUAAAUUCUGGUCUUAUCUGUUUCCUAGCUAAUUGUCAGAUAUUCAGAAAUUGAUAGUAGCCGCGUGUAGCCCGGGGGUGACGGCAAUAUUGUGUGGAUUUUACCAACUGAAGUACUGAAUUGUUCCGCUCUUGGUACGAGUUGGAACAAGAGUAUCUUAUUACUAGACUCCAAAAGGUCAUUGUUCAGUGUAACAAAAACACAACCUCGAGAGGUUGACAAAAAUCAUCUCUUAGCUAUGCAGCAACAAAAGAUAAGAGAAGGUUUUAAAUUUGUUUUCAGUUCCUCAGGCUUUUUUGCUGACUGAUGUGACCGAUGUCUGAACUUAAACUUCAUCACUGAAAGCUUUUAACGCCGUGGAUUUCGUUCUUCGGAUUCUAGGUACUGGAUUUUCCGGAAUCUUUGUCAGUGGAACUUUGAUUCCGGAUUCCGAUCGUAAGAGGGAUUCCGGAUUCCUUGAGCUGUAUUCCGAACUCCAGUACUCAGGAUUCCAGAUUUCACCAGCAAAAAUUUCUCGGAUUCCAGAAUCCAGUUUCACUUACAUGGGGCGACCUUUUCUAGUCUCUUGGAGUAGUUCCCUUUCUCCUCACUCCCAUUAAAUCAACGUCUUUGGAGUUUACUAUAUAUUCUUAUCUUUUCACGUUUUCCUUUUUCUAGAAACACCUUGUGCUACCCUAUGCCCCAGAGGACCCCUACGGAGAAGAUUUCAGCACGGAGACAAUGAACAUUAUGGACGCCAUUUUAAGCCGCAUCGGUUUGGAUGAUGAUGGUCUGGGUCCGAACUGGUCUUCCACUGAGCGAAUCGUUCACAAGUUUCACAUGAUUGACGUCUGGCAUAGGGUCAGAGAAGUUUACCAGGAAGUUGAACAAAACCCGCCUCAGGUAACAACUUAUAGUCUGAAAAAAGUGUGUUGACAAUACACUCGUCCUCAAACGGAGAGAAGUAAAAGCCCAUGUUCGAUAUAUUAAAAUCGGAAUUCUGUCGCGCCAUGAAACUGCACCAAGAACUUCAAACUGAUUUCGCGCGCUUAAGGCACUGAUUAUGCGCGUGCGCUCAGCUAACUUAUGGGUGCCCUCUGCAUUGACGUAAUAUAUAAUAGAUUUAGCCAGGGCUAAAAGCGAAGCUCUGGUUAAUAAUACGUGUAAACAAAAAAAAAUCGUGUAAUGCUAAACGGGGACGACAAUGAAAAUGGCUUCAAGACUAAUAGAUCUAAUUAGCAAAAAAACAAAUCGCACGUGCAGCACACUUUUUCUUCUAAUUAGCAAAAAACAAAUUUGCACGUGCAGCACGCUUCCCUUGCCGUUGUUUUGCACGACUACAACGCUAUUUUGUACGUCAAACUUCCUAGUUACACAUUAUUUUUAUGGAGGAAUUGUCGUAUGUGCUUACCCAAUAUUUUGUUUCCUGUGUUCAUGUUCGCUUUUAUUUUUCACUGCCGCUCAUUUUCACCUUGCCGGGCCGCUAGCAUUUCCCAUUUUCUCACCGCCGCUUUGAAUUUCCAUGUUUUUCUUCCUACGAAAUUCGUCUCCUUUGUUUUCAAUUACUCGCUCUAGCUCUUUCUCUGUUAUCCACGUUAGUGUAAACAUAAAAAAUACGUAGAAAGGGAUUUGCACACAGUAAUGUCAAUUUAGUAUGACAUCAUCCAUGAAAGCUGUGUUUUCAUUCGCAGGAUGAUCUAUGUGAAUGUUUAUUGGACACCACUUCUAAUGGUAUCUACCAGGCGGUACACUGGGUAGCUGAACACUAUAAAUCAGGAACUCCUAUUACACUUCUCAACCGAAACAUUCCCAAGCUAAAGAACGCAAAAUCCUGGAAAGUCUGGAAGAAACGUUUGCUGUACUACUACAGGCGUCCAUCGCUUUACGAUAGCAGCCUGUUCUUGUACUGUGCUACCAAAGACUUCUGA